Molecule: messenger RNA, 1266 nt
Organism: Fusarium sp. VM40
Lineage: Eukaryota; Fungi; Ascomycota; Sordariomycetes; Hypocreales; Nectriaceae
Source: the annotation of a GenBank genome assembly
AUGCCACAACUUGUCCCUUGCUAUUUCUUUAUUCUCCGCCUUGGCAUCAUAUCUCAGGCUUUCGAAUACCGCGAGCCUUGUCGUCGGUACCGAACACAUGUGGACAUGGGCAUCGAGGAACAGUUCAUCUUGCUCUCUUUAGGGCUUGCCACGAUUCUCGUGCGAAUUGGGGUACGAUGGCGACAAGUAGGACCCAGUGGGUGGGAAUUGGAUGAUUAUCUGAUGCCUUUCACAGGUCUUCUGUUUACGGCCGAAACGAUAGCAGCAUAUCUCGUGGGCGCGAAAUUCCAGGGCCUGACGAAUAGUUACAUGACCGACCAAGAGCGCGCAAGUAUCGACGUAAACGGCCGCGAACACUACAAUCGAGUAUGGGGAUCCAAGAUACAGAUACUAGGCUGGUCACUUUACGCGUGUAUAUUGUGGUCGCUCAAGUUCUGUGUUACUGCCUUUUAUGGCCGUCUUACCACCGGACUGACCAACCUCAGAACUCGUGUGCUUCUAGCUUACAUCAUUCUCGGUGUCACAUAUGUGGCCGUUGCCCUCACGAUCCUACUAUCAUGCCAUCCAUUCCAUCACAUGUGGCAGAUCACGCCGGAUCCUGGAGUUCUUUGCCAACCGACGAACUCGCCGGCGAAUGUACUAGUGGUGUUGAUUCCGAACAUAUUGACGGACAUCUACCUGCUUUCCAUUCCUUUGCCUCUUCUCUGGGGUGUCAACAUCAGUUUACGACGUAGGCUUACUCUCAUGCUGUUAUUCAGCGGCGCCCUCUUCAUUAUGAUGGCCGGUACCAUCCGUGCCGUCACUGUUCUCACAGCAGGACCCAAUGGCGCAUAUGAAGCCAGCGCAUGGGCAUGCCGCGAAACCUUUGUCGCCAUAGUCGUCACCAACCUCCCCAUAAUCCAACCCCUUCUUCGCAAGGGCGCCGACAUGAUCGGACUAAGUGUGCUUUUCAGCCGCGGCACCAGAUCCGCGUCCCAGAGCCACCAGCUACGAAGCAACGAAGCUGGCGGAAAUCGCUUCAACUCGAGCCGACGCACCGGGCCAAAUAGCCAUCCUCUGUCCAAUGUGCCCGGGACAGCGGCUUGGGCAAGCGACGAGCAUAUCCUCCCCGGGGCUUGUGAGAGCGGCAAGUCCGGGAGUCGAGAUGGUGGAAUUGUUGUUGCGCAGGAGAUUAGCGUCCAGUCUGAGGAAGCUUCCGAUAGCAGAUCGAAAAGUCCUGCGGUGUAUGAAUGGGGACACAAAGCGAAUGUGUCGAGGAGUACAUGA